UAUAACAAUUUUUUUUUGUGUUAGAAAAAAAAAAAGUAGAAUCAAAAUGAAUAAAUGUUUGUUUCUAUUUUUAUUGUCUAUUAAUUUGACAAUUGUUUUCGUAUCCUGUUGUAAUAAUAAUAAUGAUAAUUGCAAUGUUGAUACAUCAAUAGAUGAAAACAUUGAGUUAAAAAAUUUUUUAAUAUACAUUACUGGCACUCUCAGAUAUAUCACCGAUACUGGCUUUAAAAUUUAUGAAAAAUUUUAUAAUCAUCUUGUUUGUACAUACAACAACAGUAAUAAUUCUAAAUUUGAUUUGAUUUACAAUAUGGUAUUAAAUUCUACACAUAAUGUGAUAAAUUCUGUAAAUAUACUAAAUAAAUCAAUUUAUUCAUCAUUAAAUAUUGAGGAACAGGAUAUAUUUAGAAGAAAAUUGAAUAUGGAAUAUUUUGAAAUUCGUACUACAUAUAUUGAUUUAGAAAUAUAUUGUGAUAUAAAAAAUUUGGAAAAUAUUGAUUAUAAUAAUAAUGUUUUACGAAAAGGAAAUUUAUUAAAAUACUGUAUGCAUGGAAUACGAUAUACAGUAGACGAUGUUUAUUUUAUUUUAAAAAGUAAUUAUAAAGAUACAAGACAAAAGUUGAAAAAUAUUUUAAAAUAUAUGCCAGAUUUUUUAAAUGAUUUAAUUCUUCACAUGAAUGAAAUUUAUGUAACAAAAAAAAGUGAAUUAGAAACAAAAUUAAUAAAUUUGACGGAGGAAAAUCGAACAGGAUUAGAAGAAACAGAUGCAUCAAUUUCAAUAAAUGAUGAAACUGAAUAUUUAGAUAAAUUAGAAAUAGACAACACAACUUUAACAGAUGAAGACUCAAAAUUUUUUGAAAAAUUUGAAGCAAAAUCAACAAUUUUGCCAGAAGAAGGAACAACAACACCGAUAGUAACAAAAGCAUCAUUAACAGAAACAACAGCAUCAACUUUGACAGAAAAUAAAUCAGAAAAUUUAAAUGAAACAGAAAUAUCAGACGAAACAGAAGAAACAACAGUAGUUACUUCAAUUGAAGAUGGAUUAAUAGAAAUUGCCUCCACUACGUAUUAUAUCGUUCAAAAGUUUCUUGUAAUUAGUUUAAAUUUUUGUGAUCAAUUAAUUUGCAAUUAUGAUUUUAAAUCUGAUUCAACUUUAAUGUUCACUAAUUCAAUGACACAUUUGAUUCAUAGUCUUGAAAUAUUUAAUGAAUCUUUGGACAUUGAGAACGUUAAUGAAAUUAAUGUUUUUCUAAUAAAGAACAAAAUGGAACUCAAAGGAAUUAAUCAUAAAAUUUCUCAAUUACCUUUAAAUUGUGAUACAACAAAAUUACAUAUUAAUGAUGAAAUUAAUGACAAUUUAAUAAUAAAUUUUAGAAAUAAAGCUCAAAAAAUGAUUUCAUUUAUUGAAAAUAAUUUAAAACAAUCUAUUCAUUUUUUAAGAAUAAAAGAUUUUAAUUUUAAAAUAGAAGCAAGGAAUAAUCUACAAAUAUCGUUAAAUACUUUAAAUGCAUUAAAGGCAAAAUUUGAAACGUAUAAAUUUGAACAAAAUUCAACAGUUUUAAAUGGCAGUUUAGAUGAAACAGUUACAAAAUCAACAAUUUUUAAAGAUGAUGAUAAUAAAACAACAUCAAAAGUAAUAGAAACAAUGGAAAAUGAAGGAGAAAAACUAAAUGAAACAGAACUGACAACUAAGGAAGAAAAACCAAUAAUUGAAUCAGAAACAAAAUCAUCAAUUUUAACAGAUGAUGUAACUAAAAAUUCAGAGGAAACAAAAAUUAAAACAACAAUUUUACCAGAAGAAGAAACAACAACACCAAUAGUAACAAAAGCAUCAUUAACAGAAACAACAGCAGCAACUUUUACAGAAAAUAAAUCAGAAAAAUUAAAUGAAACAAAAAAAUCAAACGAAACUGAAGCAGCAACAACAACAACAGCAGCUACUUCCAUUGAAGAUGGAUUAAUAAAAAUUGCCAUUACUGCGAAAAAUAUCACUGAAAUGUUUAGUGUAAUUAGUUUAAAUUUUUAUAAUCAAUUAAUUUGCAAUGCAUCUGAUUUAAAAUUUCAUUCACAUUUAAUGACUAAUUCAAUAAUACAUGUGAUUUAUGGACUUGAAAGAUUUAAUGAAUCAUUGAACAUUGAGAAUGUUAAUGAAAUUAAUGUUUUACUAACAAAAAACAAAAUGGAACUCACACAAAUUAUUCAUAAAAUUUCACAAUUACCUUCACAUUGUGAUACAACAAAAUUAAAUAUUAAUGAUAAAAUUAAUAAAAAUUCAUAUAUAAAUUUUGGAAUUAAAGUUGAAAAAAUUGCUUCAUUAAUUAAAGGAAAAUUAAAUAAAUUAAUUAAUAUUUUAGUAAAAUCAAAUUUUAAAUCUAAAAAAGUAACGGGGCAAAGAUUAACAAUGUUAAUAAAUAUUUUAAAAGAUUUGAAAAAGCAAUUUAAAUAAACUGAAGAUUUUUAAAAAUUAAAAAUUUGUUAUAUAAAAGUAUAAAUGA
Messenger RNA from Leptopilina boulardi, 2492 nucleotides. RefSeq lists its product as uncharacterized. Lineage: Eukaryota; Metazoa; Arthropoda; Insecta; Hymenoptera; Figitidae. The transcript has 4 exons. The record is from RefSeq and is a predicted model, not a curated record. Bases 47 to 2443 code for a protein of 798 amino acids.